AUGCCAGCCCUCCCCGCCGUCCUCCUCCGCAACGCACUCGCCGGUGCCAUCAGCUACGCGGGUGCCUUCGUCUGGACGCGCGUCGUCUCCCGUCUCUCCACCUCUGGCGCGCUCCCGGCCCGCCUGGCGAGAAAGCUUUCCCACAUCACCACCGCGCCCUUCUUCCUCCUCACCUGGCCAUUGUAUGCACCGGGCCCAGCUGCGCGAUGGGUCGCCGCCGUAGUGCCGCUCUCCUUCGCCGCGCGCAUCGCGCGCGCCCCGUCCCGUGACGCCUUCGCGUCGGCUACAGCUCGCGGCUCCGACCUACACUCGGAGGCGGGCGGGCUCAUGGCCUACGGGCUCGCCGUAGCUUUGAUCACGGCCCUCGGCUGGAGGCAUGAAGCCGCGACGUACGUCGCCGCUGCCGCGCUGGCGUGCGGCGACGGCGCUGCAGAUGUCGUGGGCGGCGCCGUCGGCGGGCCGGUCAUCCCGCUGCCGGCGAGGGACGGGAGGAGGAAGACCGUAGCGGGGAGUGUGGCGUUUGUGGCAGCCACCGUGCUGGGGAGUCUGGGAAUGCUGAGAAUGGCUCGCGCAGUUGGGUUUGGUGUGGCGCAUGUGGCGAAGAGAGAGCUUGUGAAAAUCGCGGCCUUGGCUGCAGCGGUGGAAUUGGCCCCGGUUGAGGAUAACCUUAUCGUGCCGCUCACCGCGUUUUUUGCCACCAGGCACGUUCUGUCGCAGCGGUGGUGGGUUUUCUAACUGUGUACUUGUGCACUGAGUUCAUGGACUCGGGGGUCGAUGCGGCCUUUUUCUGGCGGUGUUCACGUCUGAGCUGUAUCGUCAUUUUCAGUCAAUAGUUGAACAGUUUGUUGACAGGCGAAGUCUGAGCUUUACAACUUGGCUGCUGCUCUACUCUAUCAUCAUCCUUUGCAGCUCCGACUUACCCUUCCAGUUUUGUUGGGCUCCUCAUCCACUUGUUGAGACAUCCUCUUGAGCCAGGGAGUUCCGGCAUUGUCAUGACAAGCACUCCAGCUACCUUUCUUUUUCUCCACUGAACUCUUCUGCUAAAGCUCUUCCUCGUUAUAAUGUACAACCUUCAAGGCCUCAUAACGGGUCUAACUGUGUCGCACCUCAAGCCUUGAAAUUCUCUUCAAAGUCCUUUCGUUGUACAGCUCCCCAUGUUUUAAACAGUUGCUUCCUUGCA
Chondrus crispus (carragheen) is the source of this 1180-nucleotide messenger RNA. RefSeq lists its product as hypothetical. The record is from RefSeq and is a predicted model, not a curated record. The transcript is spliced from 2 exons. Bases 1 to 735 code for a protein of 244 amino acids. Gene Ontology annotation, molecular function: ATP-dependent diacylglycerol kinase activity. Gene Ontology annotation, biological process: phosphatidic acid biosynthetic process. Gene Ontology annotation, cellular component: endoplasmic reticulum membrane. Lineage: Eukaryota; Rhodophyta; Florideophyceae; Gigartinales; Gigartinaceae.